AUGAAGUCAUCAAGCCUGUUGCCUGUCCUUGCUCUCAUAGGAGGGAAAGCAGUGGCGCGACCACAUCAAACGACAGAACUGUCACGGCGUGCUACCGGAGAUGUGAAGUUUUACCUUCCGCUAGACAAGCGGUUGGACACCCCGAGAUGGUGCAUCAUGUUGAGCACCGGGCUAACCGUGAUGCAAGCUGCUCCAGAGUACAAGGCCGAGAUCUUGUUCGCCGGCGCAGCGUAUGGUCUCAGCGGCCUCACGGCGUACGACGUCUGCACGCAUCUUCCCGGUAACAACGACUGCUCGCGUUUCGCCUACCUUGUUGCCGACGUCGUUACUGUAAUUGCAGAAGGGGUUGCACAUCGCAAGGACUUACCCCUUUAUGGAAACGAAAAAGCUAAGGAUGAGCUUAAAAGCCGUCUUGAAGAUAGACUCCUCUUACAUAGACGGGACUUCGAAACCGUGAAAGUUAUGCCCAUAGCUUCCCGAGACGAAACCAGCAAGCCGUCGGCGACUAAGCUCCAAGUCCUCGGUUUACGCCAUGAAAACGGGGACGUAGCCGAUCACGAAUUGCAUAUGCGCUCUGACAUGACAGGUGUAGCUCGGCUUUCAGUCCCUUCCCGGUCGGCGGAUGGCACACUGGAGCGACGAGGGUCUGGUUACGAUUUCUUGGUCUCGUACAAGGUGUACAAGUAUGACAUGAGUACCCAGCCAGACGAGAAUGGCAUCAAGGCAAUUGCAGACGCCAUCGGCAAGGACUGGGCCAGUAGGAUGACCGACCAUAAAGAUUGGGCUAACUACAUUGCCGCGGCGCAAUUCGGAUCGCAAUGGAGAAUCAACUUUGACAUUAUUCCCGAGUCGGGUGACAACUGGAGCGAGAACGCCCAAAGCCAAAAUGUCUGCGGAAAUGCCGAGUACAACUUUUAA
Molecule: messenger RNA, 918 nt
Organism: Daldinia childiae
Lineage: Eukaryota; Fungi; Ascomycota; Sordariomycetes; Xylariales; Hypoxylaceae
Exons: 2
Coding region: 1-918 (305 amino acids)
Source: RefSeq, a predicted model, not a curated record